Molecule: messenger RNA, 3593 nt
Organism: Xyrauchen texanus (razorback sucker)
Lineage: Eukaryota; Metazoa; Chordata; Actinopteri; Cypriniformes; Catostomidae
Gene: tpm4b
Product: tropomyosin 4b
Exons: 9
Coding region: 232-1086 (284 amino acids)
Biological process (GO): actin filament organization; muscle contraction
Cellular component (GO): actin filament
Molecular function (GO): actin filament binding
Source: RefSeq, a predicted model, not a curated record
CCUCAGGUUUAAACCACUGACUGCAGCAUUAUAUUUCAGUGUACAUCCCCCCCACUCUCUCUCUCUCUCUCUCUCGCUGGCGUCAUUGCGGGUGGACUUGGCCUCCUCAUCUGACAAGGAACAGCACUGCUUUCGCUCACUGUGUCUGAGUUUGCUCAAGACUCCCAGUAGCUCUCAGUUUUCCCUAUUAUUCUCCCUCUGGUGAAAGACACUCAGCACACAAACGGCAACAUGGAGGCCAUAAAGAAGAAGAUGCAGAUGCUGAAGUUGGACAAGGAGAACGCCAUUGACCGAGCCGAGCAGGCCGAAACUGAUAAGAAGGCAGCAGAAGACAAGUGCAAACAGCUAGAAGAUGAGUUGCUUGGUUUGCUGAAGAAACUGAAGGGAACUGAAGAUGAACUGGAUAAAUAUUCAGAAGCUCUCAAAGAAGCUCAGGAGAAACUGGAGUUAUCUGAGAAAAAGGCGACAGAUGCAGAAGGUGAUGUUGCCGCUCUGAACCGCAGAAUCCAGCUAGUUGAAGAGGAACUGGAUCGAGCUCAGGAGAGACUGGCUACGGCUCUACAGAAACUAGAGGAAGCAGAGAAAUCAGCGGAUGAGAGCGAGAGAGGAAUAAAGGUUAUUGAGAAUCGUGCGAUGAAAGACGAAGAAAAGAUGGAAAUCCAGGAAAUGCAACUGAAAGAAGCCAAACACAUCGCUGAAGAGGCAGACCGCAAAUACGAGGAGGUGGCUCGUAAACUGGUGAUUUUGGAGGGUGAAUUGGAGAGAGCAGAAGAGAGAGCGGAGAUUUCUGAAUUAAAAGGCGGAGAUAUGGAAGAAGAACUGAAAAAUGUAACUAAUAACCUAAAAUCUUUAGAAGCCCAAUCAGACAAGUAUUCAGAGAAAGAGGACAAAUAUGAAGAGGAAAUCAAAGUUCUCACUGAUAAACUGAAAGAGACUGAGACGCGUGCUGAGUUUGCAGAAAGAACGGUGGCCAAACUGGAAAAGACCAUCGAUGACCUGGAAGAGUGUCUCGCUCAGGCAAAACAGCAGAAUCUGGAGAUGAAUCAAGUUCUGGAUCAAACACUUCAAGAGCUCAACAGCUUGUGAACCUACAAGAGAAAUCCACAUGAGGAACCAUUUCAGUCGUCAAUCAUUCCAACAGUGUUUUAUGUUUCAAUGUUUUGUGUUUAUGUUUAGCAUGUUAAAAGUUAUGUCAGUUCUGACUAUCGUGUUCUAUGUUUUUGCAUCGUUUCCUAAUGAUUUCUAUAUGCACCUAUAUUGUUCAUUAAAUAAAGUCCUGUGCCUUUAAUUUGUCUAGUUUACAGGAAUGUUCCGGGUUAAAUACAAGUUAAUCACUAUCGACAGCAUCUGUAGCAUGAGUUUAAGUUAACCCAGAAGAUUCCUUUGGUUUUAGUACAAUGCUCUUUUUUUAUUACUAGAUUAAUAUUUCAAGUUUAUUUGCCAUUAUUGCAUGUAAAUAAAUUCCCUUUUUAGAACUACAGGUGCAUCCCAAAAAGAAUCGUCUGUCGUGGAAAUGUUACUUUUUUCCCGUAAUUUAAUUCCGAAGUGGAACUUUCGUAUAUUCUAGACUCAUUACACAUAGAGUGAAAUAUUUCAAGCCUUUUUGUGUUGUAAUCUUGAUGAUUACGGCUUCAAUAAUCCAGUAUCUCAAAAUGUGAGUUAUUUUAUGCACUCAAUACUUGGUCGAGGCUCCUUUUGCACGAUUGACUGCAUCAGUACGCCGUGGCAUGGAGGCAAUCGGCCUGGCGCUGCUGAGGUGUUAUGGAAGCCCAGGUUGCUUUGAUAGCGGCCUUCAGCUCGUCUGAAUUUUUGGGUCUGGUGUCUCUUAAUUUCCUCUUGACAAUACCCCAAAGAUUCUCGGUGGAGUUCAGAUCAGGCGAGUUGGCCGGCCAAUCAAGCACAGUAAUACCAUGGUCAGCAAACCAGUUACUAGUAGUUUGGGCACUGUGUACUCAUUUUGAUGUUAUGGAAAUGUAUGAGAACGUAUAAAAAAAAGAUUGUGAAGAUUAACGGGGGUUAUGUAGCAGAACAUAUGGAUUUUAUUGACUUUUCAUAAAUAGCCAGGGUUGGGAGGGUUACUUUUGAAAUGUAUUCCACUACAGAUUACAGAAUACAUGCUGUAAAAUGUAAUUUGUUACAUAUUCCAUUAGAAUACUCAAGGUCAGUAACGUAAUUAAAUAAUUUGGAUAAUUCUCUUAUAUAUAUAUAUAUAUAUAUAUUUAUAUAUAUAUAUAUACAUAUAUAAAAGCCUAAAUAUCUAAUGCAGUUUUGCAUCAAUGUUAACCAUUUUUGCUACUCAAAAAUGCAAAUGCAAAACCCCACAGAGCAGUACCGCCGCUCUCUAUACCCAGAUUACGCAGUCUGCGUAGGGAACCAACUCCCUAGGGGGCACCAUCUUACCCUAGGGGGCACCAUUUUACCCUAGGGGGGCACCAGAAACUCCACCGGCUGUCGUUACUCGCACGUAACACGUCAUUCAAGGACCCGAAAGCAGCCGCUGAACACUUCGCGCUCGCAUCACACCAACCCCCACGCUUGCAUCGCACACACAGAAAGUUUCUCAAUGACGUCAUAACCACAUUUUCACUUACUUGCAUGAAUCAUAACACAUCAUAAGAAAGUGUUUCACCGCUGUUCAAAUGCUGCUCAGAUCGCAUCAUUUAUCUGGAUAAAUGUUUUCCAUCUGAAUAAUCUACACAUUAAAUGAAACAAAUGACAAUAAAAUGCAAAGUAAUCUCUUAAGUAAUCAAAUUACAUUUUGAAUGUAACUGUAUUCUGAUUACAACUAUUUAAAUUGGAACUGUAGUGGAAUACAGUUACUAAUAUUUUGUAUUUUAAAUACGUAAUCUUGUUAAAUGUAUUCCAUUACUCACCAACCUUGUAAAUAUCCCAUACAUAAAUCUAUUUUUCAUUUAUUUGAACCAUUUGUAUGCCUGUGUUUUUUUAUUAUAAUCUACUGUAUUUUAAACCAUAUACAUUUUUACAGAUUUGCACCGUUUUUAAAAUCCAUAAGAUUUACAAUAAAUGUAAUAGUAAGUAUUUCGUAUUUAGGAAGUAUUAAAAGGAAGAAUCAUUAUCUAACCCUCAUGCAAUCCCAAUUUGAAUGUCCAAGAAGCACAUAAAGGCAGCAUAAAAGUAAUCUCAGUGGUUUAAUCCAUGUCUGCAGAAGCAAUAUGACAGGUGUGAGUGUGAAACCGAACAAUAUUUAAGUUCUUUAUUACUUAUUCUCCUCCUUGCCCAGUAGGUGGCAAUAUCUUUCUCACCCACACCUAUCAUAUCACUUCUGAAGACAUGGAUUAAACCACUAGAGUCUUAUGGAUUACUUUUAUGCUGCCUUUAUGUGCUUUUUGGACCUUCAAAUUUCUGGCUACCACUCGAAAUAUUUUUCUAAAAAAAUCUUUGUUUGUGUUCAGCAGAAGAAAGAAAGUCAUACACAUCUAGGAUAACAUGAGGGUGAGUAAACAAUGAGAGCAUUUUCAUUUUUUGGUGAACUGUCCCUUUAAGCCUUUAUUUCAGUACAUGCUAGGCUGAACAAUAUUUACAUUUGGUUUUGAAAACUUCAUUAUGUGCUAAAACCUGGAGCUUAUGGGCUC